ACUGUGAAAAUCUGAUGUCAGUCAAAUUCUGAACUUCGUUUCGAUUAGGUUGUUCAAUUUUUAAAAUGGUAGUUGUCUUAUCCGCGCUUUACAGAUAUUUGUUAACAAGCUUCUAAAGAAAACUUAUUUUUUUUGAAAUAAUGAGUGACUUUAUUAUUUUACUGUUGGGUGAAAUUAAUUUAAUUUUUGCUCAUUCAGCGUUUUAGUAUCCGAUCAAAUCACAACCUCGAAACUUCAAAAAAUGAGUUUUAUGAAUUAAACUACAAGGUUUUUGUUACUUUUUCUUUAUAUUUUUUUCUACAAAAUGGCAUCAUCUCAUAAAGAUAUCGAGUUAAGUCCUGUAAGCUUAACAAUCGUCAAUGAUAAAACAACAACAGAAAAAAUAAAUAUACCGGUAAACGAUGAAGAAGACGUUAUUAUUGGACGAUUUCGAAAAAUCAGUUCGGCGAAAUCAAUGGCUGCUACGAAUGGCAAUAUACAAUAUCCGUCUGAAAUUAUAAGAAACGAAACUGAUGCCGAGGCUGGACUGCAAUUUAAGGCUAAAGAUGGGGAGAGAGAAAAACUGUUAAUUGAACCUGUGACCAACGGUUCGUUGGUGCGCCCGAAGUCUCCCAUACCAAAGAGUAGCUUCCGAGACAUCGAAAAACCUUCUCGGUUCAAAGAUCAGCCCUCAACCACAAGGUUUCAGAUGGAAGAUAAACAAGACGAAGGAACGGAAAGCGACGGUUCUGGAAUGGAAAGUGAUGACCCCCUCACAGCUACGGACACGAAAUAUGGCAAGAGUUUCAGACAUUUUACGCGGGAAGCGUUGCCUCGCCUUGAUAACUACAGGAACGUGCUGUCUCUGCACGCAGCGCCGCGACCUACCUUAGACGAAUUACAUAAUGCUUCACUUUCAAGAAAGCCAGGUCAAACCCUAGAAAAGGAUGGACAUGGCGCGCCCGUGAUGCCGUCGCCUAACGUGAAGUUUGGUUGGAUAAAGGGCGUCCUUAUGAGAUGUCUCCUCAACAUUUGGGGGGUUAUGCUCUUCUUGCGGUUGUCCUGGGUUGUUGGGCAAGCUGGAAUAGCGCAGGCAUCGCUUUUAAUUGUGACGACAUCCGUCGUGACGACAAUCACAGCUCUGUCGAUGUCCGCCAUAAGUACGAAUGGCGUCAUCAAAGGAGGUGGCACAUAUUAUAUGAUAUCGAGAUCUCUCGGGCCGGAGUUCGGAGGCUCAAUAGGCCUCAUAUUCUCGAUGGCGAAUGCCGUAGCGUGCGCGAUGUACGUCGUGGGCUUCGGAGAGUCACUCAUCACGCUCAUACCAGAGUCAGCGUACAUGGUCAGCAAAAGUUGGGACCAAGCAAUCUACGGUUGCAUAACCAUAGUACUACUUACCGGUAUCGUGAUAGUGGGAAUGGAGUGGGAAGCGAAAGCCCAGAUAGUGUUGCUGGUGAUCUUGUUGGCUGCUAUCGCCGAUUUCUGCAUCGGAACCAUCAUUGGCCCAAAGUCGGAUCUUGAGGUCGCACAGGGCUUUGUGGGGUAUAACAUGACGAUUCUAAAGCGAAACCUCGGGCCUGACUACAGAACCUUUGAGGGUGUCGAACACAAUUUCUUUUCCGUAUUUUCAAUAUUCUUCCCCGCUGCUACUGGUAUAUUGGCUGGCGCCAACAUAUCUGGAGAUUUAAAGGAUCCCCAAAAAUCAAUUCCAAGAGGAACUCUCCUAGCAAUUCUCCUGACUACGAUAUCGUAUUUGUUAAUCGCUCUCCUCGCUGGAUGGACUGUGCUAAGAGAUGCCUCCGGUGAUUUAGCCGACGUGGCCGGAUGGACUAUGGACCAGUGCAAGACCAACGGCACUUGUGGGUACGGGCUGCACAACAGCAACGACGUAAUCCGUCUCGUCUCGGCGUUUGGUCCUCUGAUAUACGGCGGAUGUUUUGCUGCUACACUUUCUUCAGCAUUGGCUUCCUUAGUAUCGGCACCAAAAGUGUUUCAGGCUCUAUGUCAAGACAAGUUAUACCCAUGUCUGGACUUCUUCGCUAAAGGCUAUGGACCAAAUAACGAACCUGUACGAGGCUACGCGCUAACAUUCGUAAUCGCAGUCAGCUUUAUACUUAUGGGUGGAUUAAACCAGAUAGCGCCGCUAAUCUCCAACUUCUUCCUGGCCGCGUACGCGCUCAUCAACUUCGCCACGUUCCACGCGAGCCUCGCCCGCCCCGUCGGCUGGAGGCCCACUUUCAGGCUGUACAACAUGUGGCUGUCGCUGCUGGGCGCGCUGGUGUGCGUGGCGAUCAUGUUCGUGGUGUCGUGGGCGACGGCGCUGCUGACGCUGGCCGGCCUGCUGGCGCUCUACCUGCUCGUGUCGUACCGCGGGCCCGAUGUGAACUGGGGGUCCACGACGCAGGCGCAGACGUACAAGUCUGCGCUAGCUGGCGUGCAGCAACUCAACAGGGUUACAGAGCAUGUUAAGAACUAUAGGCCUCAGAUACUUGUUCUAACUGGUUUUCCUGGUGAGAGACCGCUCCUGACCGACUUUGCUUAUCUCCUCACUAAGGGACUCUCUCUGAUGUUAUGUGGACAUAUUAUGCAGCGCGCGCCCAGCCACCGCACGCGCGAGGCGCUGGCGGGCCGCGCGACGCAGUGGCUGAGUCGGCGCCGCGUCAAGGCCUUCUACUCGCUCGUGGACGACGCCAGCUUCAAGGACGGCGCCAGCGCGCUCAUACAGGCGAGCGGUGUCGGUAAAUUGAGGCCUAACAUUCUGAUGAUGGGCUUCAAGGAGGACUGGAGAACGUGUGACCGUUCGGAGCUGGUGGACUAUGUGGAGGUGAUGCACAAGGCGCUGGACGUGCACAUGGCGCUGGCGCUGCUGCGCGUGGAGGGCGGGCUGUACUCCUGCGACGCGCUGGACGACGACCUGCACGCGUGUCUGCGCGCCGCCGCGCCCGGGGCGUCCGGUGCGUCCGGUGCGUCCGGUUCGAUGGGUGAUAGUAUCAAACUGUCGAAAUCUACAGAAUCCUUGAACUCCCAGUCUAGAGAUAGCAGUAUGUCAGACGUGUCCAUAAUGUCCGGUGAGUUGACCGGCGUUUCUCCCGACCCCGGAGCCGUGAGGACUCGCAAGAACAAGGCGAGCCGGCUGGGCGCGGCGGUGCGGCGGCUGGGCGCGGCGCGCGCGCGGCGGGCCUCGUCGCUCACGUCGCUGGAGCGCUUCACGCGCCGCCGCGCCGGCACCGUCGACGUGUGGUGGCUGUACGACGACGGCGGCCUGACGCUGCUGCUGCCGUACAUCCUGUCGACGCGGCGCGCGUGGUCGUCGUGUCCGCUGCGCGUGUUCACGCUGGCCAACCGGCACACCGAGCUCGAGAUCGAGGAGCGGAACAUGGCAUCUCUACUGUCGAAGUUCCGCAUAGAUUAUUCAGCGCUGAAGAUGAUAUCAGACGUCACAAAGAAACCAAAAGAUUCAACGUUAGCGUAUUUCGAGGACUUGAUCGCCCCCUUCAGGGCGUCGGAUGAUACCAAUGACAACAUGAGCAUCACGGAGGCGGACGUGCUGGCGGCGCGCUCGCGCACGCACCGCUACCUGCGCGUGCGCGAGCUCAUCGGCGAGCACUCGUCCAGCGCGCGCCUGGUGUGCGUGACGCAGCCCAUGCCGCGCCGCCGCGGCCUGCCGCCCGCGCUGUACGCCGCGUGGCUGGCCGCGCUGGCCACGGCCGCGCCGCGCGUGCUGCUCGUGCGCGGCAACCACGCCGCCGUGCUCACCUUCUACUCCUAGAGCGCGCGGGGGCGGCCUUAGUAGUUCCGACCUAAAAUACCUAGUAAAUAAGGUGGAAAGUUGCCUAUUUUCUUUAAAGCGAAGUAAUGCACGGAAACAACUACGAUAACCGUAUUUUAAGUAAUCGCACUACGUAAAUAAAUAUUUAACAAAUUAUACAGUAAAUAAAAGGAGAAUGAACUAAAAUGGAUUAAUUGAAUUACAAUCGUCAAGU
Vanessa tameamea is the source of this 3959-nucleotide messenger RNA. RefSeq names its product bumetanide-sensitive sodium-(potassium)-chloride cotransporter (gene Ncc69). Gene Ontology annotation, cellular component: membrane. The transcript is spliced from 24 exons. Gene Ontology annotation, biological process: sodium ion transmembrane transport; potassium ion homeostasis; chloride transmembrane transport. NCBI's taxonomy places the organism in Eukaryota, Metazoa, Arthropoda, Insecta, Lepidoptera, Nymphalidae. Bases 305 to 3745 code for a protein of 1146 amino acids. Gene Ontology annotation, molecular function: sodium:potassium:chloride symporter activity. The record is from RefSeq and is a predicted model, not a curated record.